Messenger RNA from Chiroxiphia lanceolata (lance-tailed manakin), 2615 nucleotides. RefSeq names its product parkin RBR E3 ubiquitin protein ligase (gene PRKN). Lineage: Eukaryota; Metazoa; Chordata; Aves; Passeriformes; Pipridae. The coding region runs from base 84 to 1478 and encodes 464 amino acids. Gene Ontology annotation, biological process: negative regulation of protein phosphorylation; protein polyubiquitination; autophagy of mitochondrion. The record is from RefSeq and is a predicted model, not a curated record. Gene Ontology annotation, molecular function: zinc ion binding; ubiquitin conjugating enzyme binding; ubiquitin protein ligase activity. The transcript has 12 exons. Gene Ontology annotation, cellular component: cytosol; mitochondrion; cytoplasm.
UGCGGGGGAAGCGCUCGAGCGGGAGGGCGCGGCCGGCACGUGCGCGCGCGUGUACGCGGCCCCCCUUCUCCACCCUCGCCGCCAUGAUCGUGUUUGUCAGGUUCAACUCCAGCCAUGGCUUCCCGGUGGAGGUUGGUUCGGAUGCCAGCAUCCUCCAGCUGAAGGAGGCAGUUGCCCAGCGACAGGGAGUUCCAGCCGACCAGCUGCGGGUGAUUUUUGCAGGGAGGGAGCUCAGCAAUGACUUGACACUGCAGAAGUGUGACUUGGCCCAGCAGAGCAUUGUUCAUAUUGUUCAGAGUCCACAGAAGAACAGUCAAAAUAAGGAGGGGACAGAAAAUAACUGUGUUGGAGGUGUUCUAAAACCCUUGGAAAGAGAACCUGAAAGCCUAACUCGCAUAGAUCUCAGUACCAGCAUCCUUCCAUCGCUAUCUGAAGGUUUGGCUGUUAUUCUGGAUCCUGGAAAAAGCAGUGUUUCUCUUCCCUCUGAAAAAUUAGGUGCAGCUAGUUACAACAGUUUUUAUGUUUUCUGCAAAAAUUUCUGCCAAGCUGUGAAGCCUGGGAAACUGAGAGUCCGCUGCAAUGUGUGUAAACAAGGAACCCUGACCUUGGCAAGGGGCCCGUCUUGCUGGGAUGAUGUGCUGAUUCCCAACAGAAUAAGAGGUGUUUGCCAGUCCCAAGGGUGCAAUGGAAAUGUAGCGGAGUUUUACUUUAAAUGUGGAGCACACCCAACCACUGACAGUGAAACAUCCGUGGCUUUGAACCUCAUUACAAUAAACAGUCGCUGUAUCACAUGUAUAACAUGCACUGAUAUUAGGAGUCCUGUGCUUGUGUUCCAGUGCGUGCAUCGCCAUGUCAUUUGCCUGGACUGUUUCCAUUUGUAUUGUGUGACUAUGCUGAAUGACCGUCAGUUCAUCCAUGACCCAGAGCUUGGCUAUUCCCUCCCUUGUGUAGCUGGCUGUCCAGAUUCCUUGAUUAAAGAGCUUCAUCACUUCAGAAUUCUGGGAGAAGAACAGUACAACCGCUACCAGCGCUAUGGGGCUGAGGAAUGUGUGCUGCAGAUGGGAGGAGUGCUGUGUCCAACGCCCAGCUGUGGAGCCGGUUUGCUUCCUGAGCCAGGGUUGAAGAAAAUUGUGUGUGAACCAGGCAACGGAAUAGGCUGUGGGUUUGUGUUCUGCCGUGAAUGUAAAGAAGAAUACCAUGAAGGGGAAUGCAACUCUCUCCUCAACACACAGGGAGCCAUGGCCCAGAAGGGGUAUGUAGUUGAUGAACAUGCAGCCAUGCAAGCUCGAUGGGAAGAAGCAUCUAGAGACACAAUCAAGAAGACAACCAAGCCAUGCCCCAACUGCAAUAUUCCAGUGGAAAAAAAUGGUGGCUGCAUGCACAUGAAAUGUCCUCGCCCUCAGUGCAGAUUUGAGUGGUGCUGGAACUGUGGCCUAGAGUGGAACAGAACCUGCAUGGGAGAUCACUGGUUUGACUAGUGGUGCUGAGGGCAGCCUGUGCUGCUGCUGCUAAAGCUUUCAUUGGGGCCAAAUUCUGAACUCCUUGCUUAAGCAAAAUUCCCAGAGGUUUCAGGGACCCAGGGUUCAGAAGUUGGCCUAGUUUGUUGGUUUUUUUGCUUUCUUGCAUAUGCAAUCAUACCAAAAUCACAUUGAAGUUAUGACAAGGGGUUUAAAUUCACUAAGUAAAGAGAGUUAUUGUUUUAAUUGACAGACUUGCUCAUUGUGGUACAAAGAGGGGUAAAGUGCAACUUUCUGAACUCAUGCAGUCUGUCAGCAUGGAGAGCAGACAGGGUUACCAUGAGGAACUUUACUUGACAUUUAUAGUCAGGAAUCCAUAACUCUUGCAAGAGUGAAGAGCCUGCACAGUGUGUAUGUGAGUGCGUGAGCAUCAAGAGGAGUAGAGGAUCUGCUUUUUUCUUUGACCACUUCUUUGCUCAUUCAGCACAAAUUUUGAUUUUGAGGCAGUAUUUCUUAACAGCUUUUUUGGCAAAGGGAAGACUGUGGCUCUUAAGUGUUUUCUCAGGGUUUCUCCCUAACAGGCUUUCUGUAGGGACUGGUUUUGCUUUCAAAUCAAAUUCCCAUAGAAACAUCCAGCUUUAUGCCGUACUUGGGCUUGUGUAUUCGUGACAUACAACAUGAAACCUGCCUACCUACUCAUUAUAGACUUUGUUACAAUGGGAAGAUUAGCUAAGAAUGCGGUUUCAGCUCUGUCCGUGACUGUUGCUACAGUGGUGACUGAAUCCAGUGUUGUGCAAGCUAAACUCACAGGGCUUCAUUUUUCCUUACGGAAUGCUUUGGACAUGGCAAAGUGAGGAAGGAGGACACUUCUCAGGGCUUUUCUCUAUCAGCAUUCUCCUAAAUUGUAUUAGAAUAUGGGUAUAAUUCUGAAAAUGCGGUGUGGGGCACAGGGACACCCUCAUUUUACAACAUUAACACAGUAAGUGAAGUUUAAUAGUAUUUCCAAGCCUGAACAAUUUUACUGUUUGUGAUCUUUACAUUGCUGUCUUAUUCUGAAAUGAAAUUGGUAAUGUCCACAUCCAACAUGCCCUGUAAGGAUUUGCACAAUUUAGUUUUGGAAAAAAAACGCACAAUAAAUAAAGUGGUCAAAAAUUUAAA